Molecule: messenger RNA, 588 nt
Organism: Rhizophagus irregularis DAOM 181602=DAOM 197198
Lineage: Eukaryota; Fungi; Glomeromycota; Glomeromycetes; Glomerales; Glomeraceae
Source: RefSeq, a predicted model, not a curated record
AUGAAAUCAGAAGUUAUUCAUUAUACAGUUGGCCCUCAAUAUAAUGAAUCUAUUGAAGAGGAUAAAGCUACUAAUGAAAUUAAUGAUUCGCCAUCAUUAGAAUCUUCCGAAGAAAUGACUACUGACACACUAUUACUUAGAAUUUUUAAAAAACUGAUUACUGAAAAUGAUAAUGAAAUAGAUGAUUAUCCAUUUGAGAAACGUUUUAAAGAAAAGAUUUUAGCCGUGAUCGAAGCGGAUAAAGCUGUUAAUGCUAUAUCAUCAUUACUGGGACUUUUAGAUAAAUUAGCUAUUGAAGACUUUGAUGCUGCUAAAGAAUCUACUUUUGAGGAGUAUUAUGAACGAUCCGAUAUUGAUAUAGAAAUUGGUGCAAAGAAUGUAACUCCAAAAGAUUUCAAGAAAAUUUUGAACCAAGGAAUAUAUGAGUUACUUGAAUGGAUUUCUUAUACAAAAUUAAGAAAUAUUAAAAAAAUUACAGUAGGUGGUUUCGGUAUAGUUUAUAAAGGAGUUUGGUUAGAUGGACUUAUAAGUCAUUGGGAUUAUGAAAAACAAGAUUGGAAACGUGUAACUCAUGAACUUAAUGAAUAA